Bactrocera oleae (olive fruit fly) is the source of this 1226-nucleotide messenger RNA. Lineage: Eukaryota; Metazoa; Arthropoda; Insecta; Diptera; Tephritidae. The record is from RefSeq and is a predicted model, not a curated record.
UAUAUGCACAUUAAAAGUUUUAAGACUGUUCAAAAAUUUAUUUUCACAGGAUACAGGGAAAGUGCGUUUGUGUUUGCCAUCUCCGCUGCCGGUGUAGCUCAUAAUGUUGCUCGAGCUUGCAGUCAAGGACGGCUGGUGUCCUGCGGUUGUGAUCCUUCAAUUAAUAGGAAAACGCUAAACAGAAAUCUUAGAAGAAGCCUUGAUAAGGAGAAGAAGCUAUUUCUCCAAUACUUAGAAACAAACCAAAUAUUAACACCUGAAGAGGAGAAGAAGUACGAAAGGGCGAAAAUUACCAGCCGCUGGAAAUGGGGAGGAUGUUCUCAUAAUAUGGACUUUGGUGUUGAGUUUUCUAAGCUAUUUUUGGAUUGCCGCGAGAAGGCUGGAGAUGUACAAUCAAAAAUUAACCUGCAUAAUAAUAAUGCUGGACGAAUCGCUGUUUCCAACCACAUGGAGCUACGAUGUAAAUGUCAUGGAAUGUCCGGUAGCUGCCAGUUAAAAACUUGUUGGAAAUCUGCACCGAAUUUCCACAUAGUAGGUAAAAUGCUUAAGCAUCAGUUUCGACGGGCUUUAUUAGUGGACCAAUCUAAUUUGGGAAAUGGGGAACCUAUAGUUGUACUAAAACGAUCACGAACUAAGAAACAAAAUUCUUCCACAAAAAUUAAGCAAGCUGACAACCGAGAACGAAAUGAACCUCCCAUUCGCAAAAUGAAGAUGGAAAAAAAUGAAAAAAGGUCUGCCGGCUCCCUUGAGACAUCGUUAUUUUAUUACCAAAGAUCGCCGAAUUUUUGUGAGCGAGACUUAAACGCAGAUAUUCAAGGAACAUCAGGCCGCAGAUGCAACCAGAAUAGUACUGUUAGCGACAGUUGCACAUCACUGUGUUGUGGCCGAGGCUAUAAUUUAGUCAAACAAAAGCGGGCUGAGCGUUGCAAUUGCAAAUUCCAAUGGUGUUGCAACGUGGAAUGUGAUGAAUGCCAAAUCGAAGAGUGGAUAAGCGUUUGUAAUUAAUUUUAUUGACUUAACACUAUUAGCACAAUAUGUAUCAGGUAUGGAGGAAUUUGCUACAAUUGUAAAUAUGUAUAAAUAAGAAUAUUCAAUACAUACAUAUUUUUUAUCUAAAAAUCAUUGAAUAAACAUAUUCUAAAAACAAUAUAGCUUGCACAUUGUAUAAUAAUGUAUUUUGUAAUGAUCAAAUAAAAGUGUACAUAUCACAAGACGGAGCAAGAGCA